ACGGCCGACAGUCGCGAUAGUGCUUCUGCCGACGCCGCCCAAACAGUUUGCGCACACAAUGAAUAACAUCCGAUUUUGUUUCACCGCCACCGUUACGUUUCUCGCUGUAGCGAUCGGCGGCAGAGGCGCGUCUUGCGAAGAUAAUAUCGUGCGGGGCCGGAAGUGCUGCCCGGGGGAUCGGCUGUACGAUCCGGAAGGGCAGUUCUGCAGACCACAAGAGACGAACGUUGAAGAGUACGGGGAGAGGUUGGCGAAGCGACUUGUGAGCGGAUUCCGGGUGCCAGAAAAUGCGACGUUGAAUAUGACUUAUUAUCCGCCGCCUUAUUGCAAUGACAUGGAAGUGCUAGUCAACGUACCCCCCGUGGAGGUGCGUGGGCUGAUGGAGUCGCACCCCUCGCCAAUCGAGUUGCCGCCGGACUACUGCUUCGACCUGACGCCGUCCGAUGAGCUGGUGGCUCGGGCUUGCCGGCCACACGGCCAGUACUGCGGCCGGGACAAUUACACGUGCGUCAAAAAGUGCUGCGGCAUCGGAUAUAUAUACGUCAAAUACCCCUACGAAAAGGACGCGUGGAUGUGCUCACGUAGGGAAAUCCCAUUCACGUUGUCUGCCUAUGAAACAGACGCAGGCGGAAGUCCGGAGGGCCUGUCGAACAACACGGUGCUGUUGUAUGAGAGCUCGUGUGACUGGUAUUUUGAACCAAUGGGCAGCAUUUUCAUGUUGACCACGGAUGGCAACCUUCAUUUAUUCACCGAAAACGGCGAUUGGAUCAUACCGGAGAUGGAUUACUGCUUGGAGUAUAAAGCCGAGGACGAGUCAUCGGAGACCAUCGAUCUGGUUGCAAUCGUGUGCCCGAAUGCCAAACGCCCACCGGUCGGUUUAGCCUUUUGGGUUAUUUUGACCACGUCUGUUAUGUGCCUGGUGCUCACGCUGAUCGUGUACGCCACACUGCCUUACCUCCGGAACGCCCAAGGCUACUACGUUAUGUUCUACAUGGCCUGCCAGCUCAUGCACUUCGUCUGCGAAAUGAUCACGAAUACGAUAAGACACGACGUAAACAGCCCGUUGUGCAUUGCAUUCGGAUAUAUUACUUUAUUUGCAACUCUGACAACAUGUUGCUGGUUAAACGUAAUAUGCUUCGAUAUUUACUGGAUGUUAAGGUACAACAAUUUAACAAACAGAAAUACAUCAAAAACAGUACGUACCAUUAUGUACCAUAUUUACUGUUGGGGAUUUUCAAGCAUUACCGUAUCUACUGGUUAUUUAUUUCAAAAUUCACAAAACAAUACGCUACGGAAAUCAGCACCUGAUAUUGGAAUAUAUAAAUGCUUUUUUACCGGAGACAAUGACUACGGAACUUUUAUCUUCUACUGGGUACCCACCUGUGGUAUGCUGACUGCCAAUUUAAUUUUGUUUUUACUAACUGCUAUCCAUUGUGCAAGAAUUAAAUCUGAACUCCAUAAAUACAGACAAACCUAUUCAAAAAGAGAAAUGUUUCUUGUUUACAAAGAGAAAUUCGUAAUGAGCAUCAAACUAUUUCUGGUUUUUGGAAUCCCAUUUUUAUUUCGUAUGCUAUGUGAAAUAUUCGAUAUUGGAGGGAUGGAAUUGAAAAUUAUAAAUAGAAUUUACUAUCUACAAGGAGUGUUCAUAUUUAUAAUAUUUGUGGCUAAGCGCAAAGUUAUUAUGGACUUACGGAAAAACUUUAGACGUUCAAUAGUUCACAGAGAGUUGACACCACUUAACAAUUUCUCUGGCUCGUCAUAAAAGUGGCACUCGACAGUGCUCAUAAAAGUUAUAAUGAUUUCUAAAUGCAAUAUGAAUAAACUAUGUAGAAUGUAGAUAUUAUUUUAUUGUAUAUAAAUACUCUAGGCCCUAAUGCUUAAAAAAAAUUAUUAUUUUUGUAUCAUUAAAUAUUACGUUUUUGUCACUGUUUACUUUUUAUUAUUUUCAAUAAAUGAUAAUGUAAUUUUUAUACGAAUACCUUUUAAACCACAAUUAUUAUAUUGUUACGGACUGCAUAAACAUUCUGUUACCUCCUACAAACGAUGCUAAAAUAAUAGUUUUGAAGUUUUUAAAAAAAGUUAAAAUAAUUUUUAAAAUGGUGGACAAGUGUAUAUACUGCUUGUACCGCUUUUUACCUGAAAAAAAUUGGGUAAUAUCCUACACUCCAACAUUAUAUUUGAAAUCUUGAACACAGGAUUUCGAAAUUGAAAAGUUCAAAAAGGUAAAAACGGUAAGUUGAAAAUAAU
This is a messenger RNA of Acyrthosiphon pisum (pea aphid), 2247 nucleotides long. RefSeq names its product G-protein coupled receptor Mth2. Gene Ontology annotation, cellular component: membrane. Gene Ontology annotation, biological process: cell surface receptor signaling pathway. Bases 59 to 1762 code for a protein of 567 amino acids. Gene Ontology annotation, molecular function: transmembrane signaling receptor activity. The transcript has 6 exons. The record is from RefSeq and is a predicted model, not a curated record. NCBI's taxonomy places the organism in Eukaryota, Metazoa, Arthropoda, Insecta, Hemiptera, Aphididae.